This is a messenger RNA of Knipowitschia caucasica, 285 nucleotides long. The record is from the annotation of a GenBank genome assembly. NCBI's taxonomy places the organism in Eukaryota, Metazoa, Chordata, Actinopteri, Gobiiformes, Gobiidae.
AUGGCCUCCCCCCAUCAAACAGUCUUCUCCUUACCACCCACUGCACUAGCCUCUGAGUUACCUCUAAAGGCCACUGCCCAGGGCCUUGAGGCGAGCUGCCUCAAGCCAUUUGCUUCAGGCUUGGGCUCUCUGGAGCAAUUGCGGUGCCUCAUCAAGUGGCUGGAGGUGAGGAAGGUGUGUCCACUGUGCAACAUGCCGGUGCUGCAGCUGGCCCAGCAGGCGGGCAGUCCGGAGGGCGCCCUGCCCUCUCCACAGCCCCUGCCCGGGAUCGAGAAUCUGGUUUAG